Molecule: messenger RNA, 2330 nt
Organism: Mya arenaria
Lineage: Eukaryota; Metazoa; Mollusca; Bivalvia; Myida; Myidae
Product: zinc finger protein 37-like
Exons: 5
Coding region: 129-1550 (473 amino acids)
Biological process (GO): regulation of transcription by RNA polymerase II
Molecular function (GO): RNA polymerase II cis-regulatory region sequence-specific DNA binding; DNA-binding transcription factor activity
Source: RefSeq, a predicted model, not a curated record
UCCGAAACGAUUAGUCCGAAAACGAAAUAUAUAUUAUUUAAAGAUUGAAUGUUUAAUCAAUUUUCUCAAUAUUUCAUGUGAUCAGUCGUUGUAAAGCAGAUUUGUUUUAUCAAGAGUGCACAUUAUCUAUGGCAUCCCGAAAGGCACCUGUGGACAUGUACACAGUGGCCCAGGUCCCGGGCUACAAAACUGUGAUGAGAGCAGUUCUCAAGGCACAAAUCCAUCAUUUGAUUGUACAGCUAUCCGAGAUUGGUGGUGAAGAUUCUGUCCUUCUAACAGCCAGUGUGGAGAAUGGUACACUUACUCAUCUUGGCUCAGAUGUGGCUGAAAGCUUCCUGGAAGACCAUGAUAAUAUUAAGACUGAGUUUCUGGAUCACUGUAUAAAAGCAAAAGAAUGGAAACCACUAACAAGUAGAAACAGCAACAAGAAAAAGCAAGCUGCUGGAAUGAAAACACCGACUUCCUUGGUCUCGAAACCCAAAACUACAACCCCGGCCCGCAGCUCACCUCGACAAGUUAAAAGACGUGCACCGUACAGCUUCAACAUGGACGGAACACAAGGGAUGUCCCCAGUCAGGAAAUCAAACAGACCACAGACAUUAAGAACUGGAAUAGGACAAUUCAAUGUUGCUAUUAGUAAGUCCGAUAAUGAUGACCGGGAUCAAGCAUUUGAUGAAGUUGAGGGUUAUAAAAUUGUGAAAGAUAUUAAAGAGGAGGAUUUUGAGGGGAGUGAUGAUGCUGAUGAUAAGAAACAAGUCUCAAUGAUGAACAAUGAUGAAAUAGAAGGUGACAGUGAUGAUGAUUAUAAUGAAGGGGAUGAUGAUAAUGAUGUAGCGCAUGCUGCCAUGGGAGAUAAUGGUUCUGAAUUAUCUAUGGACACGACAAAUUAUGAAGCAAAUGCUGAUGAUGAUGAAGAAUAUGUAGAUACGAGAACAGUUUCCAAGUGUCAUGUUUGUGAAGACGAGUUCUACAGUCAAGCUGAACUAAGGCGGCAUUUCGUAGACCACCAUCCUGACUCCAAGCCAUAUAAAUGCGAGGUUUGUGGAAGAUGUCUUGGCACAAAAAGGGAUCUUCGUUGCCACAUGCGUACUCACACGGAUGAGAGACCAUUCCAGUGUGCUACAUGUGGGAAGGCAUUCAAACAUGGCAAGCAUCUCAAAGAUCAUGAGCUCAUCCACACUGGUGCCAAGCCAUUCAAAUGUUUGGUAUGCAAGAGGACCUUCCGACACAAGCAUACACUUAAAAUGCACUCUUUUAUUCAUACUGGUGAAAGGCAGUUCAUGUGCAUGGUAUGUGGUCAGCGCUUUAAAUCAAGAGGUUGUCUGAAAAGUCACGCCCUCACUCACACGGAUAUUAAGCCAUUUGUUUGUGAAAUAUGUGAAAGACCAUUCAGGAGAAAAAGCCAGAUGCGACAACACCAGAACAUUCACGCCAAGGCUUCACAUGUGGCUGUGGGUGAACAGGUUAUCGUAGAACAGGUUGUCUUCCAUGACAACCUUCCUGUUGAGGUAUCCCUGGAGAUUGAUAAAGAGACACUUGAAAAGCAAUAACUGUUACUGAUAGAAGCAAAAUAUAAUUCCAAAAAUUAUGAUUCUGACAAAUUUUUGCAUUGGAGGUGGCACCAGAGACCAAAACGAUAUAUUAAAAAUGACCGAUAAAAAAUACAUAAACUAUAUUUUUCCGUACAAGGCAUGUUUUACGAUAAGUUUUGGCAGCAAGCAGACACUAGGGACAAAAAUUGCUGGUUAUGAUAUGAGAUUGACCAACGCAUUCUAAAUAUAUCUGUUUCAUUGCAAUGAAAUGUUUAAAGAUAUUUUGUCAAGUGAGGAAUAGGCAAGGAAAUUGCUUAAGAAUAUGUGACUUUAUGUAUAUGCAAACUAAAUAAUAUUUCUAUACAUUUCUUUAUAUUGCAGUGUUGACCAAUAUUUUGGCUUUGAUAGUAGUGAUUAUCAGUAUACUGUGGUCACUCAGAAAACGCCCAACUUUAAGCUUUUGAGUGGAAAUCAUUUAUGUUUAUUGUCAACAGUUACAUUCAUAGUUAUACAAACAUUUCAAUAUUUACUUAUAAAAGUCUGAUAUGUACAACUGAUUGUAAAGAAUGCUGUAUGUUCUUGUGUACAUAAUAAACAGAAAAUUGUGGAUGUUAACCUAUGAUAAAUCAUAAAAACAAAUUUGAUAAUAAUUUAUUAUGUAAAACAAGCAGGCUGUGGCUCAGUUAUAUAAUACAGUUUAAGUUAAAAAUAUGGACAAUAUUAUAUUGACUGCAUGGUUCUAGUUGCAUGACAAAAAUGAAAUACAUAGAAUUUCGCCUGAUUUUUCAUCGAACAAAA